GGAGAAACCGAUGUGAGUGAUUUCAAGAAUCGGCUGGAACACUCGUGCCAUUCAGAGCGACGGGGUGGUGGGGUGCGCAUAGAGAACAACCAGCCUCUGCCGGUUAAAGAAAACGAGAGCUCGUACCAAACCACCGACUGCGGUGAGAGCCAGCGCACCUGUGACAGCCUGUCGCAAAAUGCCAUAGAUAUGAGUGAUCCCUCUGAGACAAAUCCAUCCUCGAAGCUACUAGAUCCGCCACCUCUGCCACUAGCGAUCGAGGCCAAAUACGAGAGAGACCAGUCACCGCCACACUCUCAAAGGGUGGGCGGGCCGUGUGUAAUGUCUGCCAACGCACCAGAAUUGGUAGCAAAGGCGAACACGGAAGCCAUCACCAGACAGGACACGCUACAGGCACAGCAUAGGCAUCAGCCUGUGAGUGGGGGGGUUGUAUUGCCCGUAAGUGCUCCCGUACCGGCAGUAGCUGUGAAGGCCGAGGUGACGACCCGGCGAGACAUGCUACACAGUACCCUUGCGCCUGUGCGUAGUGGGUUUGUGGGGCCAGGAGGUGAACCAGGAUUGGUAGUAAAGGCGAUUGCUGAAGCGCGGGUCAAACAUGAGCCCGUUGCACACACACCAACUGCCUCUGGUCCAACGCUUGGCGUUAAGGAGUACCCGCGAGAGACUUCAGACAAUCCACGCGAUGAGCGUCAGCUGGGAACGUCUGACAGACCUGAUAAAACAAGACCACACCGAGAAACAAACGCCACCGUGCAGCUCAAUACUACGCAAACCAUCACAGACAGACCUGAUAAAACAAGACCACAACGAGAAAAAAAUGCCACAGUACAGCAUAAUACUACGCAAACCAUCACAGACAGACCUGAUAAAACAAGACCACAACGAGAAACAAAUGCCACCGUACAGCUCAAUACUACGCAUAUCAUCAAAGGCAACGCCGCAGUGGAUGAGGAGGUUGGUGUCAAGUGCGAGCCUGUGGAGUCGGAGACAAGCCACCCGUUCCGUUUGCAACAAGUAGUCACCGAACACCCGGUACCAUUGGUAUCGUCUGAUAUCACCCAGUUGAGUACAGGUGUGGGUGUUGGGGUGCAUGGGAUGGCCACUGCUCAGAUGGGCUUGCAUGCUGCGCACACUCUCGCUGUUCAGGCUCACAGCCGGGAAGAUCGGGAAAGCAUGGAGACUGACUCGGGCACUGUGGGGAAAGACGGGGCGACCGUGUGCGUUCUGGGAAAAGAAGGCGACCCACACAUCAAUACGGAAGGUGUAGGUAGGUAUAAGGCAGGUAGCAUAGAGAGAUCUGGUGAUUCGGAUGGUCUGCGGAUGGCCACGUGUGAUUGGCAACAUGGUGUGCAUGCAGCCGGUGCCCACAGAGAUACAGUGCCCCCGGCUGUGGUUCGUAGUCAGUCUACAGUACGUAGCAUAGCAACUGUAGACGUUGGCACAGACACCCAUACAACCAGGCAUGGACAAAUAGGGGAGUGUGCACGUGCGAGAGACGCUUGUGCUGCCCCCACAGUCACUGCUCAUAACCAAAUGCAUGGUCCAGUACACAGUCAACCCUGUCAGGUAGCGUCCGAUAAACCGGGACGUACCGCUUUCAACCAAAUCAAGAGCCAACCAGCCGACGAGUGUCUCGGGCGAGCCCUUCCACCGCGUGCUGAGGCUAGUCCUCUGACUAUGAAACCUUUUGUCAAGGCUCCCAUGCAUAGUUCAGGCACACUGGCGCCCCCCGACAGCCACCAGAGCGUACCUACUGACACACACCGCACUGUACGAUUGUGUGGCGAGGGAGAGGCGACCGUUCUCGGCGCUACAGCAGCCGAGGCAGUGCGUGUGCCACACUCACCGGACACGCACACGCUGGGCGGUGUAAGGGUGGACAAUGUCGGGGAGAGUGGGGGGUUAGUAAGGAGGAGGAGGUCGGCUGAACGACCACUCCGUGAAGACGUUGGUGGAGCGCUCACAGUGUGCGCUACUACACAGAGCCGCACGUGCGCAGAGGGGCCGUGUGUGGACACGGUGGGUGCCUGUGCUGGUGCAGGGCGGGGCUUGCACCGAACACGCACGCAGACACAGGCUGCUGGGUUAUAUGGGAGGAUAUCGGCUGCUGUUGGGAGAGGUAGUGUGUGCGUGUGUGUGUGUGCGGGUGUGUGCAGGUGUCGUCCAGGCUGUGCAUGCAAGACACUGUGUGGGGCGAGUGUGCCGUUGGGGACCUUCCGUUCGCAUGCCUUACUUGCUACCAGGAGCGAAGGGGCUAUACAGCGCAGCACCCACACACAGAGCAAGUCAACUACCGGAGACUCUAUUCUAUCUGCAUAUACCCGCUGUGAUAGCCUUGGAGAAGGACAACGCACCCUGAAAAGUCCUGUAGGGGGCAGGCCUAGGGCACCUGUGCACGCGGGUGGGGCCUGUUUGAGAAGGCGGUCGGGAACUCGUACACCCACGCCUGUCCAGACAUCUCUGACAGACACACAGCCAAACACACUCGUGCAUGCGUCGUCAUUGCCACACGCACCCAGAAGCACCAGCACGCGUACGGUUUUAUCGCCACAUAUGCACAUACAAACGAACACGCAUAUAGGUUCAUCUGUGCAUACACGCAACGACACAAACACGCGUGCGGGCACACCCUCUGUCUCUGGACCACGUACUGGCGCACACAGAGACAGAGCAGCUGGCACCCAUCUGACGACAGCUAGUGGUGCAGAAACGGGCAGCGUGUCACAUACGACACCAAAGCGUAGGAUUCUGAAAGCGCACCCCAUGCAUGGGAGCACUUGUGGGUCUGCUCAUGACGUGAAGUGGCGAUCGCCACGUGUCUGCAUGUCAAAAGAGAACUUUCCCAUCGCACAAGCCGGUAGUAUGUUGAGGAAACGGCGGUAUUUGCCGUUGUUAAUAGCUCAGGAGGACGCCUGUAUAGCAGGGUCAAAGACACCUACCGAUACAAACUUUUGCAACAGCACAUCUGGGGUGUGCGCAGCCAGAACUGGCACUGCGACGCAGGCGAAACACUCCCCGCGAAAACGGUUCGGGGGCACUCGUAGGGUAGAGCCUAGUACAGGCGAGAGGAAGCCACUGUGUGGUAUUGCCACAGUUGGUGUGGCGGAAAAGUAUGGAUGCAAAGAUCCGGGUAUCGGAACAAAUCACGGCGCAAAAGAAGUUUUAAGGUCAGAUAUUUUGGGCUCGAAGUCCGACCGCAAGCCAUAUGCACGCGUACUCAGUGUUAGAGAAACGAAGUCAUGUGCAAAUCUGGAUACUGCACACCAGAACCCGGGUCCGGAAAUAUCCGAAAACAGAGUGGAUACGACGUGUGACAUAGAGAAAAUGGGACAUGUGGGUGACACCCAUAGGAAGGCCACGAAAGCACACGUACCAUGGAACUUGUCUGCAAGUGAAGGCGCAGGACCAACCGGGGCGGUGUCUGCCCCAGCAGCUUGUGUGGUGAACGAUAUGUAUGGCAGAGAAACGCCAUCAGCAUAUACUACCAACUGUCUCGAUGGGAAUAGCGCACCCACUAGUAGUCUGGCCAGUAGCCCUGGAGAGCCCAAGAGCCUAUCCGAGUGUGUAGAGAUGUGUAGCAGUACUAGCCCUGCAGCACUACGCACAGACACCACCACCACGACUGGCAAGUCUCUCAGUCGCAGUGCGGUACCUGGCGAUGCAGCGUCAAGUGUCCGCAAACACGGACGAACAACCCCGGACCGUGCCAUACGACCGGAGUCGGAUAUCAGACACACGCAAUGUGACGAGUCAGGCGCUCGGAAACGCCAGCGACUCUCGCUAGAGGGAGAUGUAGGUAGCAGUCCCCUUCGAACCUUAGAGAGCACGCAUGGGGCUACGCUGCAGCAAGGUAGUACUGGUGAGCAAGGUAGUACUGGUGAGCAAGGCAGUGCCACGGCUGGUACUGUGGCCUGUGGUGGUACGGGUGGCCAUCCCACGAUCACUCGUACCAACACCACUGGUGGUACGACGAACAAGUGCACGCCUGUCAGUCACAGCGGAGGCUUUAGUGCAACUGACCCCAUAAGGUCUGUCACUCUGGACACGGUAGCAUCACCUAACCCCAACCCUAACCCCAACCGAAACCCUAACCCCGCUCAGCAGCAGAAUGUCUCUGCGAAUACAUCCGGCAUACAGACCCACCCCCCCGGCGCACACCCAUCACAGUCACAGCCACAGUCACAGUCACAGUCACAGUCACAGUGUGCCAUAGACCUGCGCAUGGCUACACAUCCGCUGGCGAGUGCACAACACGACGAAGCUCUGGCGCGAUCGUCGUCGCAUAUUCUACGACUUAUAACCAGCCAACCACUGCCGAAUCUGUCCCUAACCCCUCAGUCGUCUGUGGAGUUGCCCACCGCUUACUGA
Molecule: messenger RNA, 4368 nt
Organism: Sphaeroforma arctica JP610
Lineage: Eukaryota; Ichthyosporea; Ichthyophonida
Exons: 2
Source: RefSeq, a predicted model, not a curated record